Messenger RNA from Mirounga angustirostris (Northern elephant seal), 1353 nucleotides. RefSeq names its product scratch family transcriptional repressor 1 (gene SCRT1). Gene Ontology annotation, molecular function: DNA-binding transcription factor activity, RNA polymerase II-specific; RNA polymerase II cis-regulatory region sequence-specific DNA binding. Lineage: Eukaryota; Metazoa; Chordata; Mammalia; Carnivora; Phocidae. The record is from RefSeq and is a predicted model, not a curated record. Bases 301 to 1353 code for a protein of 350 amino acids. The transcript has 2 exons. Gene Ontology annotation, biological process: regulation of DNA-templated transcription.
AGGAAGGAAGAAAAGAAGGAAGGAAGGAAGGAAGAGAAGACAAGACAAGAGAAGAGGAGAAGAGAAAAGAAAAGAAGAGAAGGAAAAGAGGAGGAAUCCAGAGGAGCAGAGGAGGAAACGCAGGGCAGGCAGGCAGGCAGGCAGGCAGGAGGACGGUACUCCAGCGGCAGCAUCCAAAGGCCAGAGUGGGGACCCGUGCUGCCUCCGCCGCUCCUCGGAUGGUGACGGGGCCCCGCCGCGGCCGCAGCCCCCCCGCGCCCCGGCUCCGCAGGCCCGCAGCGCCGGUGCCCCGCAGGAAUCAUGCCCAGAUCCUUCCUGGUCAAGAAGGUCAAACUUGACACGUUCUCCUCGGCGGACCUCGAGAGCUCCUACGGGCGCGCCCGCAGCGACCUCGGAGUGCGACUGCACGAGAAAGGAUACCUCAACGACUACGCGGGGCCCGCCUCCGUCUACGAUGGCGAUGCCGAGGCGGCCUUGCUCAAAGGGCCGUCCCCAGAGCCCAUGUACGCUGCGGCCGUGCGUGGAGAACUGGGCCCGGCGGCCGCGGGCUCGGCACCGCCUCCUACCCCGCGCCCAGAGCUGGCCACAGCCGCGGGCGGCUACAUCAACGGCGACGCCGCCGUCAGCGAGGGCUACGCGGCUGACGCUUUCUUCAUCACCGACGGGCGCUCGCGCCGUAAGGCCGCCAACGCCGCCGCUCCCUCCACGGCCUCUGCCGCAGCUGCCGACUGCGACGGCGGAGGCGGGGCCGGGGCGGGUGCGCGCGGCGCGGGGUCGGGGGCCGGGGGCCGGGGCGGCGCGCGCGCGGGGGUGAGCGCGGAGGCGCGCGCGGGGCCCGGGGCUGGGGGCGCAGGGGGCCGGCACGCUUGCGGCGAGUGCGGGAAAACGUACGCCACGUCGUCGAACCUGAGCCGCCACAAGCAGACGCACCGCAGCCUGGACAGUCAGCUGGCGCGGCGCUGCCCGACGUGCGGCAAGGUGUACGUGUCCAUGCCGGCCAUGGCCAUGCACCUGCUCACGCACGACCUGCGCCACAAAUGCGGCGUGUGCGGCAAGGCCUUCUCGAGGCCCUGGCUGCUGCAAGGCCACAUGCGCUCCCAUACAGGCGAGAAGCCCUUCGGCUGCGCGCAUUGCGGCAAGGCCUUCGCCGACCGCUCCAACCUGCGCGCGCACAUGCAGACGCACUCGGCCUUCAAGCACUUCCAGUGCAAGCGCUGCAAGAAGAGCUUCGCGCUCAAGUCCUAUCUCAACAAGCACUACGAGUCUGCAUGCUUCAAGGGCGGCGCUGGCGGCGGGGGCCCCGCGGCCCAGGCGCCCGCCGCUUCGCCGCGGCUCAGUCCUGUGCAGGCCUAG